UCAACAUAAAUUAUGAUGGGAUAGGAGGUAAUUCUGACUAAGUUGAGGGCUGUUGGUAAUCUACUGGACAAAAAAAUGGAUUUAUGUUGUGUUAAAUAAAGCAAUUAACUAUGUCGCACUACGUCAAAGCAACCAAGAAGACAUUCAGUAAAACUGCUCACGAUUGCCUUGUUCGUCCUUUAUUGAAACAAAGAGAAACGGGAGAAUUAUGCGACAUUGUCUUAAAAUUGAACGGUCGCCGGUAUAAUGCACACCGCGCAAUUUUGGCCUUAUGGAGUCCUUAUUUUCAUUCUAUGUUUACUUGUGACAUGAGAGAAAAAAAUAUUAGGGAAGUAGAUCUUUCUGCUUCAUUGGUACUUGAACAGGAUUCAGUCUUUAGCACAGUUCUGGACUACUUAUACACUGGCUCUCUACCUCUCACCACAGAAACAAUCACAGAUGUCGUGAAGAUUUCAGAUUUUUUGCUACUGGAUGAUGUCAGAGAUUUUUGCCAGCAAUUUCUUUUAGGACUAGGCAACCUUGACCUUUCAAACUGCCUAAGAGUUCGAUUCUUGGCUGAUGACCACAACUUACCAGAAGUUGCUGCUGCUGCAAGGAGCAUCAUAGAGUCACGUUUCCAUGACCACCUGAUACAGCAUGAUGAUAUUCUAGAACUGCCAUGGGUGUGGCUGGCAAAACUGUUGGAAGAUCCUUGUGUUGUGCAGCAUACUGGCUAUAACGAGUUGCGUAAACUGAUCACUCGAUGGAUUGACCAUGAUAGAGUAACAAGACUUCCGUAUUACCAACAGCUCAAUGCUACCAUCAAUUCGUGGAUUUCAGACUAUGCAAAUGAAGCAUCAUACCUGGGUAGAGAACUGCGUAGCUCACUAGAAGGAAGGGAUUUUGUUGCUUCUCGUAGUUUUGAUUAUCACCCAGUCUCUCCUACAGAUGAUUCCAGCAACGCAAACUUAGACAACAGUAUGUAUUCCUCAUCAGAACUGCCUUCUAAUGCUGACACUCUGAUAUCAGAGAAAAUAGAAACUGGUCAGCAGAGCAACCAAGGAUCUUCUCACUGCUCUCAAAUUCUUUUCACUGUAGUAUGUAACCAGGGUUUGAAGUUCCUCAAACUUUUCCUGUAUAGUCUUGAUGAUCAGGUGUGGUACCAUUUCCCUGUAUCUGGUGAGAGGCUGUUGAAGUUUGUACCAAUGAGACAAACUGUCUGUAACAUGCUUGCACAUGAAGGAAAGCUGUACAUGUAUUUAUGUUCUUCCUUUCCUUACCCCACAGACAUGUUAAAAAUUAAUAUCCUCACUAUUGACUUGCUUACUGGGCAACCUUCGUUAUUUUCAUUCAGGACUGUUGAUUACUACAAACCAACUUACAGGACAACUUUGACGAACUUUCGAACUGCACCACCUGCUAUGGUUAUGUGCAGUGGCCAGUUGUUUGUUGUAGGUAACAAAGAAGGAACUGGUCAUUUGUUUGCCUGUAAUUUGGCCAACAACCAGUAUGCCUGUUAUCAGAUUCCAAGUUCCAGGUUUAUCAGCUUGGCUAGGUGUGUUGUAAGAAAUGAUCGCCAGAUUUUUGUUUGGUAUCGCCACAGGACAGGUCCAUCUGAAGAGUUCUCCAUAAAAAAGUCAGUGGGUUUUGUGCUGUUUGAUGCUAAGAUGAAAAUUUUCAGUUCUUGGGAGCUAACACCACCUGAUAUUUCAUACGAUGACUUUGCAAAAUGUUUCACUAUGUGUGUACGGGAUGACACUGUACACAUCUAUCAGCCAGGAGAACCUGCUAUUAUCCUAGAUGAAGUAAGGGUAAAAUGGGUCACGUCUAUGCGACGUAUUCCUACACCAGGAACUGAGUAUAUUAGGGAACCUCAGGCUUACGGGUACCAGAUAGCAGUCCCAGCACAGGAAGGUAUUUUAGUAUUGAACAACUGGCAGCCUUACACAACGUCGUUACAUGAAGUGUCUGAAAAGUUUCCCUGUGCCAUGGCUCACAUUCCCCCACCUAUAGACAAUGUUUCCGUGGCAACCCUAGCUGAGAUACCUAGGUUUUUGCUGCGGAGCCUACAGCGAUGUACGUCUUAUGAUGAAGCCUAUGCAAGUGCUCUUCAUGUGGCCAUGCAGUACUCUGAUGGAGACACAGACGACAGUGCUGGUUCUGUUCUUGAAGAAGCCAAUUCAGACAAUGAUGAAUAUGAGUAUGAUGAGGAUAUUUAUGAAUAUGAUUAUGAAAUGGAAGGUUAUGAGGUUUGAAUUAAAAUGUUCAUUUAAAUCAAGUCGUACGAAGUACAGCUUUUUCAUA
Physella acuta is the source of this 2283-nucleotide messenger RNA. Its product is annotated as kelch-like protein 5. The record is from RefSeq and is a predicted model, not a curated record. Gene Ontology annotation, molecular function: protein binding. NCBI's taxonomy places the organism in Eukaryota, Metazoa, Mollusca, Gastropoda, Physidae.